Molecule: messenger RNA, 762 nt
Organism: Cherax quadricarinatus
Lineage: Eukaryota; Metazoa; Arthropoda; Malacostraca; Decapoda; Parastacidae
Source: RefSeq, a predicted model, not a curated record
CCUCCACCCAUCCCACACACACCAUGAAGUUGCUGUUGUCCCUUCUGGGUGUGGCUCUUCUGGCCUCCAUGAUCCAGGCUGGUGGAUACGGAGGUGGUGGAGGUGGACACGGAGGUGGUGGAGGUGGACACGGAGGUGGAGGCUACGGAGGUGGACACGGAGGUGGAGGCUACGGAGGUGGACACGGAGGUGGAGGGCACGGUGGAGGUGGCUACGGAGGAGGUGGCUAUGGGGGUGGAGGACAUGGAGGAGGUGGCUACGGAGGAGGUGGCUAUGGGGGUGGAGGACAUGGAGGAGGUGGUGGCUACGGGGGAGUCGGUGGAACAUCAAACAAUAACUUCAACCUAGCAGGCCCGAAAGGCGGUGGCGGUGGCGGCUAUGGAGGCGGUGGUCAUGGCGGUGGUGGCUAUGGCGGUGGCGGCUAUGGAGGCGGUGGUCAUGGUGGUGGUGGCUAUGGCGGUGGCGGCUAUGGAGGCGGUGGCCAUGGCGGUGGCGGCUAUGGAGGCGGUGGCCAUGGCGGUGGCGGCUAUGGAGGCGGUGGCCAUGGCGGUGGCGGCUAUGGAGGCGGUGGCCAUGGCGGAGGUGGCGUCUAUGGUAAAGGCGGCCACGGCGGUGGCGGCUAUGGCGGCGGCUAUGGAUACGGGAAGUAAUCAACGAUAUACACCGAUGGAUGUUCCACACAAACCAGAAAGAAACAUCAACUUCCUGUCAAAAAACAUUGACACACUGUAAAGGAACUAACAUUUUUUUCAUAAAUAAAGA